Messenger RNA from Hippocampus comes (tiger tail seahorse), 3644 nucleotides. It is a transcript of the gene dipk1aa, whose product is annotated as divergent protein kinase domain 1Aa. The record is from RefSeq and is a predicted model, not a curated record. The coding region runs from base 447 to 1733 and encodes 428 amino acids. NCBI's taxonomy places the organism in Eukaryota, Metazoa, Chordata, Actinopteri, Syngnathiformes, Syngnathidae. The transcript is spliced from 6 exons.
AAUAAUUGACGCACGCAAACAGUUUCAAACUGAAAAGACACUCAAUUUUAUGACACGUUUUUCGUAUACUAGCCACUGGAAAAUGAACUAUGGCGUACACGCUUUGAAUCGAUUUCAGGUAGACUAGAAACUGCCUUUUUUUAAAAAUUGCUCCGUAAACACCGCGCCUGCGCACUGAUCCGAGUCGGUGCUGCUGUUUUCUGCUUUUGGGUCGAGCGGGUGGGAAACUUGGGUUUCCUUGCAAAAAGCAGCUGCCGGAGCCAAGCUGCCAAUGUGCAGACAGACAUCGCAUCGCAUCGCACCGCACACAGUGACCGAAGGAACAUUAUUCAUAUAAAAUACCGUUCAUUCAUUUCUAUUCGUUGUGCAUGCGAGGCGAGAAGCUCGAUCCUGCGGUGGCUGAUCUUGGCUGAUGUUCUCCAGUUUUGAGAUGAUCUAUUUUUGUGAUGGCGAAGGGGCUGUUUCCACUGGCCUGGGUGAAGAAGUCAUUCUAUUUCCAGGCUCGUAUUUACUUUGUGAGGGUGAAGUACUUGUUCCUCACCUGGCUGACGGUGUUAGUGGGGAGCUGGGUACUCUACGUGCAAUACUCGGCCUACACGGAGCUGUGCCGAGGACACCAGUGCAAAAAUGCCAUUUGUGACAAAUACAGGCGAGGAAUCAUUGACGGCUCGGCCUGCAGUAGCCUGUGUGAUAAAGACACAUUCUACAUGAGCAGAUGUCUGUCAACGCUGCCAAACAACCAGGUGUACACGGGAAGUUGGGGUGAUCACGAAGGAAUCGUUCGCUGCCAUUUGGGGGAAGUGACACACUAUGAGAUGGGCGAGGAGCCGGAGCCGCACAGGGAGGCGCCUGUUUUCGAGACCCCCACCAAAGGGACGUCGGUGGAGAAGUUCCGAGAGAUGGUCUUUCAUCAUGUCAAGUCCAAGCUCGGAGAUCAGGCUAACCUCGGCGGUCUGGUGAGCGUGAUCCUGUCGGUGGCGGACGGCAACAAAGACGGAAAAGUGUCCCUACCAGAAGCUCGCUCCACGUGGGCCCUCCUGCAGAUUGACGAGGUGCUUCUGGGCCUGCUGCUUCAGGAGCGCGGCCACACCCCUCGCCUCCUGGGCUACUGCGGCGACCUCUACAUGACGGAAAGGGUCCCCCACGGUCCCCUGUACGGUUUCUCCAUACCUUGGCCGCUGGUGUCCUGGGUCCCCGGUGGCCUACGGCGCACCGUGGACCAGUGGUUCGCUCCGUCGUGGCCUCGCAAAGCCAAGAUCUCCAUGGGCCUCCUGGAGCUGGUGGAGGACGUCUUCCACGGCACGUACGGCAGCUUCCUCAUCUGCGACUUGGCGGCGGCUCGCUUCGGCUACACCGACGGCCACGAGCUGCGCCUCACCGACACCCGGGCCGUGGUGCCGGAAAGCCAGUUCCGGCGGGGCAUGCGGGCGCUGCGCUGCGAGACGGACGCCGAAUGCGUGUACGGGGCCGACUGCCGGACGUCAUGCAACGCCGCCGAGAAGCGCUGCAGGGAGGAGCCCGUCCGGCCCAAUCUGGCCAAAGCGUGCGGUACGCUGAAGGACUACCUGCUGCACGGGGCGCCGUCUGCUCUGCGGGAGGAGCUGGAGAGGCAGCUGUACGCCUGCAUGGCCCUCAAGGGCGACGCCGGCCAGCUGAACAUGGAGCACUCACUGCUACUCAACAACUUGAAGGCUCUGCUGUGGAGACAGAUCUCGCACACGAAGGACUCGUGAGCCGGUCGCAGUCUCGUCUGACAACGCUGUGAUACGACAUGUCAACAAGAGCACAUUUCACGUGACACUAAUCACACAAAAACAUUCGGGAUAUUGGUCCUUGGGACUUGAAAGUUAAGUUGCGGGUGAACUGAAAAUUCACUAUAACUUGUUGUCAUGGAACUUCAUUUGACCUCUCCACUUUUGAGCGCGUGCACGUCAAAGUGUUCAAUCACAAAGAGCUGAACAGAGGAAUUCACAACACAUCGGCUUGGGUGAGAUGGGAUUUUUUUUUUUUUUUGUCUUUUGUGCUUAGCUUUCUUUUGUAGUUACUCAAAUGACUUGAUGAAUAAUUUCAACACCAAAUUUUGUUUCAACACUUUUAGCAGAGCCAGCUGUUCUCUGUUAAGGAGCUGAAGAGGAAAAUUCACAACAACUGGGGCUGGCCAUAUGGCUUUUCUUUUGUCAUCAAAUGAUUUGAUUGUUUCCAUCCAUCAUUUUUGCACAACUUUGUUUUUCCUGAUAAGGCGCUGAACAGAAAAACCCACAACACAUCAAACUUGGUCAUAUGUUUUCUUAAGCCGUUUAUGGAAUCAAAUUAUUCUAAUUGAUUUCCGUAGUAAAUCGUUUCAAACUUAAUUUGGUACAACACAAUUUGCUGUUCUCCAACAAGAAACUGAACAAAGAAUUCUAUUGAUCAUUUCCAGCCCUGGUUUUGUUUCAGUAGUUCAUGCGCACCUCGCUGUUCUCUCGCAAGGAGCCGAACGACAACAGAGAGACUGGACAGUGUUGUCACUCGGCUCCUUGUGCAAAAAAGUAGCGAAACGUUGAACAGUUGGAGCUCAGUGAAGGUCAAUUAAGUUCACCGGUAAAGGUUAUCAUGUAUUUUAGAUUCAUCCUGAAAAUUCACCCCAAAGUCCAAUUCUACUCGAUCUAAUGAGGUGAUGCAAUACAUGCGCAAAAGUUCACAAGGCUUCCCUGUUAAAUCAAUCACAGGUUGGUCUUUAUAAUUUCCUUCAGUCCCACCUGAAUCUUAAUCCUGAUAUCCUUGACAAUUGCGUUCAAACUUACUAUAUGGAUCUUUAUUUUUUUUAACUUCCUGUCGGUGAAAUAAUGGAAGGACCCCGUUUAAUGUAUUGACUUUUGCAUGUUUUGUUUUUGAGCGACGUAUUCAGAUGUUGGAUUAGUUGUGAACCUUCCGCUACCCCCCCCGUUCCUUGUUACAUUGUCAAAACCCUUGACUGGUCCCAUGAUGGGUUUUGUUCCAAAUUUGGAAGCCCACCCGCUGCUUCUUCAAUGUCACAUUCUCAAUGGAUUUCAGUACUCAAGAGUGGGACAUUUUGGGCAUUGCUAAGCAACUGACUUGUCAAUCUACGAUCAAGAAGCACAAUCGUUCACCCGUGAGACAAGAAGGCUUUUUCCUUUCGAGCCUUGGGCCGCCAUUUUUGUUCAGUGUUUGUGUUACACAUGAACUCGAAUAUUAAUGAUCAGAGCUGUACAGUUAUUCGUGAAUGUUAGCCACUUUUUUUUUUCUAGAAAAAGAAUGACUGAUUGCGCCGCCUCAUUUCCGGGUUUGGCCUAUCACGGUGCCGUAAAACACAUGCUGAAAUAGUCUGAUGAAUGUUUGAAGCGAAGCUUUUUCGCAAUGUAUCAAAAAAAAAAAUGCACAAGGUCUCUUGGCGAUGAAUUUUGGAAAACUUGUUGUGAGCUCUCGAGAAAAGCUGAAGGAACACUCAAUGCUGCUGUGCGGAACGAGAGGUUUGGGCAGAAAAACGCACGCAUGAUUUUGCACAACUGAGAAUACAGUGCACACACUUUUGCUGUCUUUCACCACAUGCCUCAUUUCCUUUUUUUUUUUUUUGAGUCACCGAAGUGGGACAUGGAAAGGGGUGAAAUCUGAGGUUGAAGCAUGAAUAAAGCAUAACUGAAAUA